AUGAGCCCUUUCGACUUAUCUUGUAUAGGUUCAGAGCUAGAUACAGCCAGACGAUCUCGUGCCAUUCCAACCUCAACUAGUCCUACUCCUACCCCGACAGCAGAUCGACCAUUGCCUGCGCUAUCAUCUUCAGUAGAAUCGGACACUUCUACUAUACUAGAGGAUAUACCAUCUGAGGAUGAGGCGGUAGUAUCCAAGUACGAUGAUCAGAUUUUGAACAAGAAGAAGGAAAAGGAGACGAACCACGAACGACCUUAUCCUUUAUGUCUCCUUUGUCUUGAUAGACCGCCUUCUGCUGUAUUAUUACCUUGCUGUCAUCUGAAUCUAUGCUACAUCUGUGCUCCCCUCCUAAUCCAUCGAUCUACCAAAAUCAAGUGUUCUACUCCACCUAUAACUCUAUCAUCCAACGAUCUUUUGCCUGCAGACAUAUCUGAACGACAGAUAGAAUCGGAGACAGUGACUGAGACGGACUGCUCAAGGAUCCCUUAUAAUCAGAUUCUCUAUCGAGCUACGUUGAAUCAUCCGAAAUCUCGGAAAUUGGGGUCAGGAGGGUAUAGACCUCCGGUAGAGAAUCAUCCAGGAGGGGAAUAUACGGCUGAAGGGAUUUUACAAUCCCAGCAAGACCUAGGGAAGGAAGAGAGUGUAGUUCAAGGUGGUAGGAUUGUCAUGAGCGAUACUUGGAAUGGUAUAGGACGACAGAUAGGUGGGGUAGAUGAGGGUUCAAAAUGUUUGGUAUGCCGAGCUGGAGUCAAAGGUUGGUUGAGGGUUUAUACUGGCUAG
This is a messenger RNA of Kwoniella botswanensis, 780 nucleotides long. RefSeq lists its product as uncharacterized. Lineage: Eukaryota; Fungi; Basidiomycota; Tremellomycetes; Tremellales; Cryptococcaceae. The transcript has 2 exons. The record is from RefSeq and is a predicted model, not a curated record. The coding region runs from base 1 to 780 and encodes 259 amino acids.